Molecule: messenger RNA, 3814 nt
Organism: Melitaea cinxia (Glanville fritillary)
Lineage: Eukaryota; Metazoa; Arthropoda; Insecta; Lepidoptera; Nymphalidae
Product: myotubularin-related protein 4
Exons: 20
Coding region: 251-3814 (1187 amino acids)
Biological process (GO): dephosphorylation; regulation of autophagy
Molecular function (GO): protein phosphatase binding; phosphatidylinositol-3,5-bisphosphate 3-phosphatase activity; metal ion binding
Source: RefSeq, a predicted model, not a curated record
GAGUGUUCCUUGUCUCAAUUUUAUUAUUAUUUACAGGACAGUGUCAUCGUAUUAUGGUGCAAAUGUGAUUUUAUAUAAGUGUAAUGAACUAAACAUAUUUAUUAUUAUACAGUUAGUAUAACAUGCAGUUAUCCAUUGGAAAAUGGAACGUUAGACUGGACGUUGUAAGACACCGUGCUUCCUUAGUUAGUGAGUUAAAUUAGUGAAAAAAGUCUGAUUGGUUAAAAGUUAGUUUUAUCUGUAUCGGAGUAUGCUGAUCAACACGUUCCUCGAUACUGAGGAUUUUGUACAUCUGUACUAUCCGGAAGAUGAGACCCCAGGCCCGCAGGGCUGUGGUGCCGGAGCACGCCUCGCUUCGAAGUAUCCGCGACCGCCCACGCCUGAAUAUAAACAGGUGGCAGCGACGUCUAGUGACAUGAGCGAACGAGAAAGGUACCGCGCGCCGCCGCAGCCGGAGCCACCGCCGGUGCGGGUCCGCGCCGCAGACCUAUACCCGCGCGUGCGCACACACUACGACGAGCCCGACCUCGACGCCGGAUUCACCCCGAUAUGUGGCGAGUUCGUGCAGUGGGUGGGCCGCACGCAGGACGAUGGUACGAUAGCGAUGUCGAACUACCGGCUUCACUUGCAACCGCGAAGACGUACCGGACCCGGAGCUUCUAUACCAUUGCGUCUUAUAGACGCAUUGGAGAUCCGCGAUGUAAUUCACCUGGCUAUAAUCUGUAAACACGGCCGACAACUCCUAUGCUCGUUCGACACCAAUGAACAGGCGGUUGAGUGGUGUAGAAGACUGAACGCGGCUUUAGUUCCCAUCGGAUCUCUACAGGAGACAUUCGCGGCGGCGUACGCCGCUUGGGCAAGGGAAUUACCUCUAACGUCCGUCCAUAGAGCACUUUUGAGGGCGUCGCAAGCCCCUCAACAACAUUGGUUCAAACCUGAGCUAGAACGACUCGGUUUCUUGAAUAGUGGCGCGUGGCGGGUGACGAUUCUGAAUGCUGAAUAUAAGCUCUGUCCAUCCUAUCCGCCACUGCUCAUCGUCCCCGCAAACGUCAGUGACGAGAUACUGCAAGCCGUAGCCCGGUUCCGUGCGAUGCGGCGCUUCCCGGCGGUGGUGUGGCGCCACCGCGGCACGGGCGCGGUCAUCGCGCGCUCGGCCCAGCCCGAGGUGGGCUGGCUCGGCUGGCGCUCCGACGAGGACGAGCUCAUGCUCGCCUCCUUUGUCACCGCGCUCGAGCGGGACCGGCCGCCGCCGCCCGCCCGGCCGAUGCUCAUCGUGGACGCGCGCUCGUACACGUCGGCCGUGACCAACCGCGCGCGCGGCGGCGGCUACGAGUGCGAGCAGUACUACGAGAAGUCGAACAUCGACUUCAUGAACCUCGCCAACAUCCACCACGUGCGCCGCAGCUUCCAGCAGAUGCGCGCGCUGUGCGCCUCGGGCGAGGAGCAGGCGGCGAGUUAUUACAGUAACCUUGAGCGGUCGCUGUGGCUGCAGCACGUAUGUAACCUGGUCCGAGCGGCGUGCGUGGUGGCGCGCGCGCUGGAGAACGGCAGGCCCGUGCUCGUGCACUGCUCGGACGGCUGGGACCGCACGCCGCAGAUCGUGGCGGCCGCGCAGCUCAUCCUCGACCCCUACUACCGCACCGUGCAGGGAUUCCGCGUGCUCAUCGAGCGCGAGUGGCUGGACUUCGGGCACAAGUUUGCAGACCGCUGCGGACACCGGUUCGGCUCCGAGGACCCCAACGAGCGCUCGCCUAUAUUUUUGCAGUGGCUACACGUGGUUUACCAAAUGAUGGUCCAGUACCCCUGCAGCUUCGAAUUCAAUGAAGCCUACCUCAUAAAGCUGGCGACGCACGUGCACUCGUGCAUGUUCGGCACGUUCCUGUGCAACACGAGCCGCGAGCGCGCCGAGUGCCGCGCGACCGACGUGGCGCACGUGUGGCAGCUGCUGUGCGCGCCCGCCUACCGCAACCACCUCUACACGCCGCCGCGCCACGCGCACGACCAGGUGAUCUGGCCGGACGGCAGCUUGAAAGCCAUGCACAUAUGGUGGGGCCUGUUGCGCGGCGAGCGCGAGCGGGACCCGGCGAACAUGGCGCCUUCGCCACCGCCCGUCAUCGGCUCUACUAUGGGGUCGCCCAACGUGUCCCUCAACGGAUCCCCCAAUGUUUCAAUAACGAGAACUAGAUCAUGUGAUAACUUGCUCAACGAAGAUAGAAGAACGACGCAAAGGAGAAGUAGUGACCCCACCUUAGUAGCGGACGCCAUCAACUUACUGUCGGCGGCGGACAGCUCGACGCCGGAGCGCUCGGAGGACGAGGCCGCGCCGCUCACGGACAGCGGCGUGGAGCGCCUGCUGCGCGCCCACUCCGACCAGGUGGACCGUCAGUCGGAACCGCUCGCGAGCAGGCUGCGGGACAUCGCGAGCAACUCGUCGUCGCUGGAGCGCGAGCUGGCCGCGCCCGCCGCGCCCGCUGCGCCGUCCGACACGCCCAACACGCCCGACGAGCCGCCGGUGUUCGUCGGCGACCCCUUCGCCGACGUCAUCGCCAUGACAGAAUUGGCAAGAGAAUCGGCACGCACGAGAAAUAUAAGCAUAACCUGGCGGUCGAUAUCCGAGUCGAGCAAUCAGUCGCUGACCGGGCUCGACGUCGAGGCGCCGUCUCAUAGAAGCGGCGACCCCGCGCCCGACCGCCGCCUCACGCCCGUCGACAACCGCUACCGCGCCGACGGCGACGAACUCAACCACAACCUGCCUCCGGUCCUCACCGAGCGCGGCGAGAACGACAACGGUGACGUCGACGGCGACGUCAACGUCAACAGCCACGACAACGAUGAUGUCGACGGUCAAGAAAACAGCUUCGUCAGUGGCCACGAAAACGGUGUCAUCAGUGGGCGCAACGGCGAUGUCAAUGGUCACGGCAACGGCAGUCUCAAUGGCCACGGAAAUGGCAACGUUAAUAACCAAGAUAAUAGCGACAUCAACGCCGACGACGAAAGCGACAGCAACGGCGACGGUGAUGCAGACGUUACCGAUUUAGGAGACAGCGUGGCGAGAUUAAUAGAAAUCGAUUUGAAUGACCUCUCGAGCCACGACAGCUCGCGACCGGAUCACCCCGGGACCGUCUCCAGUAUAAUAAAUAAACAAAACGAUGUGUCAGCCGGCAGCUCGGACAGCGACGCCUCGGUCGUGGCCAGUCAGCUGACGCUGUGCCCCGCCUCGCCGCGCUCCGGCCCCGCCUGCGCGCUCUGCAGAGCCGCGCCCCCGGCGCGCGGCGGGCGUGGCGCGGCGUGUGGCUGCGGAGCGCGGCGAGGACGCGCGCGCUGCGUGUGCGGCGCCGGCGCGCGCGCGCCCGCCUCGCCCGACGGCCUGCCGCCCGCCGCCGACCCGCUGCAGGCGCGCCUGCACCAGAUCAUACUGAGCCAGAAGAAAGUCGUCGAGGAGUUGAGCGUCCAACUUCGUGAAGCGCGGGAGGCGUUGCGACGGGCGUCACCGUCGCUACCGCCCGCGUACCAGACCCCGACGCCGGCGGGCGACGGAAGCGCUCGCGGCGGCGGGCCGAGCCGAAGCGGAAGCGCCGCCAGCAGCAGCAGCGGCAGCGCGUCCGACGUGGAGGUGGGCGAGGAGGCGCGCGGCGUGCUGUGGCUGCCCGACAGCGCAGCUCCGCGCUGCCAGCACUGCUGCCGCGACUUCUGGCUCGCACGGCGGCGGCACCACUGCCGGCGCUGCGGCGGCAUCUUCUGCAGCUCGUGCUCGGAGAUGAGCCCGCGCGGCGACGCGAGCGCCGUGCGCGUGUGCGCGCGCUGCCUGCGGUGA